AUGACCGUCUUCACCACCAACGCACUACAUGGACUCCACCUGAGUCGUCGUGACUUUGGCCCAGACAAGCAGGGCCUCUUGCCCCCUCUGACGGAGCGAGAUCUGUACCUGAGAGCGUUGGUGUCUUCCCAGUGGAUCUGGGACACAUGCCUGCUGCUCACCAGCGCGCACGAUCUUCUGGCGGCCGUGUUCGUGUCGGUCCUGCAAUGGGACCGGCCUCCUGAGUGGCCUCCGCUCUUCGGCAGCAUCACCGAAGCGUACUCCCUCCGACGAUUUUGGGGUGUGUUCUGGCACCGGCUUCAUGUGGCCGUCUUUGACGCUUACCUAAGUAUGGUCUUCCGUGUCAAGAGUGACAUAACCUUCCGUGCGCUCCGGGCGCUGUGGAUGUUCAUGCUGUCUGCCCUCUUCCACGCAAUAUCGAACUGGGUCUUGACGCGAAGGUUCCAUGCAGUGCCAGAGUCUCGCUUCUUUCUCUCCAAUUAUGUCGUGUGCUUGGCAGAAACCAUCUUGGAAAGCAACCGGGGCACCGGACUCCUGACCCAGCAACAACUGUUGGUUCGUAGCCGCAGCGGCAUUAUCAACUUGGCCAGCUGA
Messenger RNA from Chaetomium strumarium, 594 nucleotides. RefSeq names its product membrane bound O-acyl transferase family-domain-containing protein. The transcript is spliced from 3 exons. The record is from RefSeq and is a predicted model, not a curated record. Lineage: Eukaryota; Fungi; Ascomycota; Sordariomycetes; Sordariales; Chaetomiaceae. The coding region runs from base 1 to 594 and encodes 197 amino acids.